CCCACCUCAAGACUGCUGGCAUCCGUCAGAAACAGCGCGCGCACGUCUCGAGUGAGACGGACCGUUAAAAGAUGUGAUUAUAUUUUCUUUCUGUCUCCGACAGGUAUCUUUAUUUUACAGAGAAACAAAGAUGAGAAUAAACUACUGUGAAGCCACUUGCAUCCUAGUCAUUCUUCAGACGCUGUGGUGGGGCUUGAAUAGUCAAUGUGAAGAACCAAUCGAAAGCUCCAAACUCAACCUCUCGGUGACCUAUGACCUCCCUCACUUUGUGUCUGACACUCCAAUCCAGAAGCUGUUGGAAUUCAAUGGAACUGUGUACAUAGGUGCCGUCAACAAGCUCUACGCCCUGUCAAAACAUCUGAAGAAGAUACAAGAGUAUAAAACCGGACCGGUGCAUGAGAGUCCAGACUGCAAGGCGGCAAGUCCAUGCGAUGGUUGCAAAGACAUACCCCUUAACACUAACAACACCAACAUGGCGCUGCUGAUGGAGACAUUCUAUGAUCUUGAACUCUUCAGCUGUGGCUCGGUUGGGAAUGGUGUCUGCAGCCGUCACGUGUUAGAGGAUGGUCCCUUGGAUGCGGAAGUAACUUGCAUGUAUUCAAAGAAGAAAGAAGACAGUAAUCAUGGUUGCCCAGACUGCCUGGCUGGGGCCUCAGGCACUCAGAUCCUCAACGUGAUGAGUAGUGGCGUGGUGAGGUUCUUUGUUGCGAACUCAGAACCUCUUGACCCAACCGGCCCCCUUCUGCACCACACUAUUUCUGUUAGAAAGAUGAAGGAGACUCAAGAUGGCUUUGAGUUCUUUUCCGAGCAAUCCUAUAUGGACUUAGCUCCAGAUUUGCGUGGGAACUACCCCCUACGCUACGUUUACUCCUUCCAGAGUGGCCCAUACGUGUAUUUCCUCACUGUCCAACGGGAAGGUGGGAGCUUGAACGCCUUUCACACGCGAAUUGUUCGCAUGUGCUCAUCAGAUCCGGAGAUUCUACGAUACGUAGAAAUGCCCUUCGAGUGCAUUUACUCAGAGCGAAGGAGAAAGAAGCGCUCAGCACAGGUGGUUUUCAAUGUCCUCCAGGCCGCACAUGUGGCCAAAGUCGGCUAUGACUUUCAGCAAGAGAUGGGCCUGAAAGAGGGCGAGGACGUGCUGUUUGCUGCCUUUGCCCGCAGUAAGCCCGACUCGCCGGAGCCCACCGCAAGCUCUGCAGUGUGCCUUAUAUCUAUCACGGACAUCAAUAACUUCUUCAGGGAUUUCAUGCAGAAGGGUUACACAAGGAAGCUCUACCACUUUACAGGAUCAGAAGAGAAAACCUACAACCAGAGCUUUGUGGGUGAUUCCUAUGGCUGUGGGAAACAUGAAAAGGGCUACCGGCUCCAGGUUACGAGCACCAACCCACGUCGGGACUACUUUCAUGGACGGUUCCGGAAUGUUCUUCUCACUUCUAUAGCUGUGGUACCAAUUCAAAAUCACACAGUGGUCAGCUUAGGCACAGCUGGAGGGCGGGUCAUCCAGGUGGUGGUUUCCCGCUUUGGCAAGACCGAGCCGCAUGUCGAUUUCCGCUUGGACACGCUCCCUGUGUCUGCAGAGAUGGCCCUGCUGUCUCCACAGCGUCAGGACGGCUCCUUAUUGUUGGUGACAGGAAACAAGGUUACUAAGGUUCCUCUGAUAGGCCCUGGCUGUGAACAGUUGUGGUCCUGUAGCUCUUGUCUCCUGGCUCCAGCCUUCAUGGGCUGUGGAUGGUGUAAGACUGCAGAUCGCUGCACAAGGGCUCCUCAUUGCUCCCUCUCCCAUUGGAUCCAGGACUUCUGCCCCCUCCUCAUCACCAAGAUUUCUCCUUCCUCUGCUCCGCUCGGAGGCCACAGCAAUGUGACAAUCUGUGGCAAAAACUUUGGUUUUAAUAAGAAAGACCGCUUUGAUACCAAGCUGAUCGAGGUGAUGGUUGCUGGAACAAAGUGUAAAUUGGAAAGGAAAGACAGUAGCAGUAAUCGGUUGGUCUGCGGACUCGAUCAUGUGAAUGACGCAUCCAACGUUGACUCUGCGGUCAGGGUGCGCAGUGGCAAGGAAGAAGCUAAGAAAGACGGUUUCUCAUUUGUGAACCCAGUUAUCAUAGAGAUCUUCCCAGAGUUUGGACCCAAGUCUGGAGGAACGGUGCUUACUAUCAGGGGUUCAUUCCUGGACAGUGGAAAUGUGCAACUGGUUACCAUGGGAAAUGCUACCUGUGUGCUACAGAGUGUAUCAGCCACAAUGCUGACAUGUCGGACUCCACCUCAGCCAUCACAGUCUGAACAAAACAAGGUACUGCUGCACAUCGAUGGAGUGAUCCGUGAAGCUCCCGUCAUCUACACCUACAAUAAGAACCCACACAUCUCCAGUGUCCAGCCUAAGCAUUCCUUCAUCAGUGGAGGAAGCACAGUGACAGUGAAUGGUAUGUUCCUCAGAUCAGCCCUUCAACCUCAGAUGGUUCUCACCGCCAUCACAGAGGGCAAAGUCUUCCAAGUGACCUGCAGCCACGAUGAGGACAAGCAAAAUAUCCUGUGUAUCACUCCUUCCCUGAAGGGCCUCAAUGUUCAGCCUCCUGUUGCCACGAAAAUGACCUUUGUACUAGAUGGUUUCUCCACCGAUCAAUACGACCUAUUGUAUGUGGAGGAUCCCAAGUUCGAGGAGUUUCAGAAGCCCACCGUUAUACCAAGAGGCAACAAGAGUAUUCUGGAGAUUAAGGUCCCUCCUGUGAAUCAAGAGGCAGUGAAAAAUGGAGAGGUGCUGAGAGUUUCAAACCGGACCUGUGAGAGCGUCACUCUGGUGGGUGACACGCUUGAAUGCACCGUGCCAAUGGAGCUCCAGACAGCCACUAAAGAGCUGGAGGUGGAGUGGAAGCAGGCCACAUCCUCUGUGAUCCUGGGUCGUGUGAUAUUGGCUCAGGACCAGGACUAUAGGAUACUGAUCACAGGAGGCGUCUGUGUAUCCAUCUUAUUGCUGCUCCUGAUUGGAAUCUUUGUUUGGAUCAAGAGGAAGAAGCAUAUUGAUGAUUUAGCUAAGGCUAUGGUUUGGUAUGACGGCCGGGCUCACAUUCCGCACUUGGACAUGUUGGCAAACGCGAGGAGUGUCAGUCCGACUAAUGAAAUGGUCUCUCAUGAGUCGGUGGACUAUAGAACCACUUUGCUUGAGGACCAAAACUUACCUCUGUCGCAGACAGAGUCUUGCCGGCCGCAUCUCUAUGCCCAUACCCAUGUGGAUCUGUCUCCCAUGCUCGGGGCAAUGGAAGGGGACCUGGCGUCUCCGCUGUUGCCAACUAAUGCACCCAUAGAUUUGGGCAGCCUCCACCCUGAGUUGCUGAAGGAGGUUCAGCAUGUGGUCAUUGCCCGGGAAGAUCUGCUCCUGCAUGUGAAUGAGAUCAUCGGGAGAGGGCACUUUGGCUGUGUGUUCCAUGGAACACUGCUCGAACCAGAUGGUCAAAAGCAGCACUGCGCCAUCAAGUCCUUAAACCGAAUCACUGAUAUUGAGGAAGUAUCUCAAUUCCUGAAGGAGGGCAUCAUCAUGAAAGAUUUCAGCCAUCCCAAUGUGCUCUCUCUGCUGGGAAUAUGCCUGCCCAGCGAGGGCUCACCUCUUGUUGUGUUGCCGUACAUGAAACACGGUGAUCUGCGCAACUUUAUCAGAGACGAGACUCACAACCCCACAGUGAAGGAUCUGAUGGGUUUUGGGCUACAGGUGGCUAAAGGAAUGGAAUAUCUUGCCAGCAAGAAGUUUGUACACAGAGACCUUGCAGCCAGAAACUGCAUGCUGGAUGAGAGCUACACAGUAAAGGUGGCUGAUUUUGGUCUGGCCAGAGAUGUGUAUGAUAAAGAAUACUACAGUGUGCACAACAAACAUGGGGUGAAGCUGCCCGUCAAAUGGAUGGCAUUAGAAAGUCUUCAAACACACAAGUUCACCACCAAAUCAGAUGUGUGGUCGUUUGGCGUGUUGCUAUGGGAACUCAUGACCCGGGGUGCCCCACCUUACUCUGAUGUGAACUCCUUUGACAUCACAGUCUUCCUCCUUCAAGGUCGAAGACUACUACAGCCAGAGUUUUGCCCAGAUGCACUAUACAACGUAAUGAUCGAGUGCUGGCACCCUAAACCAGAGCGCCGCCCCACUUUCUCAGAGCUAGUGUCCCGCAUUGCUGCUAUCUUCUCCAGCUUCAGCGGCGAGCACUACAUCCUCCUCAACACAACCUAUGUCAACAUCGAUAAGAUGACACCCUACCCCUCUCUCAUCUCCUCUCAGAGUAACCUGGACCGCGACUGCUGCACCUGAAAGAAAAGGACCAGACAGAGGGAGGGACAGAGAGAGAGGGAGAGGAAAAGGACUUAUUUGCUGUUUCUGAAAGACACUGGACUCACUGCCAGGGAUAGCUUUCAUCAUUAAUAGAGGAGGAUAGCUGCCCAAGGACACUGUGAAAGACUUAAAAGGCACAAACACUCCCUUAAUCACUGUAAAUAGAUUAUGACGAACAGUGACCUGUGGAGUUGAGGUUCUCCACUCAAGCAUGAGAUGGUAGUGCUCCCCUGGGACAGAGACUGAACUGCACCUGUAGCAAGUCCAGGCUUAGAUUGACAGCCUAGAGCGGUUGCUGUAGUAAAAACCAUUGUUUCAAUGGUGGAGUGUCUAUGUAAGGGUUUUUUUUUUUUGAAAGACUUCAGUGAGCAUUUGCUCAUUGAUCAAUUGUCACCCCAUUUUGGUUUCAUCUGUUCAUUGUACAGUUGUAUUCAGAUGCUUCUUGAAGUCUGUGCCCAUCUGAUUCAUUAAUACUUUUAGAAGACGCUGUCCUACCAAACGACUACAAGACCAUUUCUGAUUGCUCAAUCAAGAAAAGCUUCAGUUGCAUUGUGCUCUCUGGGGUAACUUAGUGUAUGUUGUUCAUUUUAUUUUCUGUGAAAAAUGUAAUAUAACGUUGUGCAUGCAUUCGUACUAUGAACUGAACGCAGCAUAAUGAUGAAGUUAUCAUUGGAACACUGGACAGGUUACAUGUGAAAUUUGCCCUUAAACCUGUCAAUGUUCUUUUGUGGCUGUGUACUUCAGGAAAAGGGCAUUCAUUGACCCUUUGCUAAGUUCCGCCCCCCUUGAUUACCGCUGCUCAUGUAACUGGUCCUGUUCGACCUGCUCCACGCGGUAUUUUAACCGGCGUCUCCGGCAUGGGAGGCGGGCAUGCUAACGAAGAGGCUAAAGGCUACAGCCUCUAGCGUCAGUCACUAGUGUGCCUCUUGAGGCCAGGGGAGUGAGGUUUACAUAUUGCACAGCUACCUAGCAGCUGGCUCCCGUUACACUCGCCCCCCUAAACCUCACUCCCAUCCAGGUCACGGCACCAUUUAAACCGGUCCUGCUCGACCCGCUCCGCACAGCAUUCGAACUGGCGUCUCUUGCAUGGAAGGCGGGUGUGCUAACGUGGAGGCUAAAAGAUACAGCCUCUAGCGUCAGUCGCUAGUGUGCCUCUUAAGGCCAGGGGAGUGAGGUUUAAAUACUGCACAGCUACCAAGCAGCUGGCUCCCGUUAUACUUGCUCUGACAAGCUUUGCAGAACUUCCCAUAGGAAUGAAUGGGAGAUUGUCGUUUUUGGCUAAAUAUUCUCAUAAACAACAUUGAUAAUAUUCUUACGUGGGCUGGAACGAAGAGUGACAUUACUACUAGGCCUACAUGUAACCUACUCACCUUUUCUGCACUGAUUGUGCAGGAAAGUGCUGAAUAAAUUUGUUUACCAGAUGUUUAUUUUAAAAUAAAUUGUUAAAUUACAUAGUAAUUUGAUUGAAAACUGUGGAGACUGUGAAUCAGAAUCGAGGCAAACAAUUAUCGUCAUUAUCGUCAACAAAAAGUGUCAUUUGAUGGCGAUUAUACACCUGAAAACAUUAGUGUAAUUGGACACAACUGCUAAUAACAUCUCAUAACACACUCACUAUGAUGCUGUAAACUCUUUAUUUACUAUCGCCUUUAUUAAGACCUAAAUUAAUUAACGUUAAGUUUAAUUUAAUUUACCUUGGAGUAAAUGUAUAGGUGUCCUUCUUGAUAUUAUACAUGUUCAUUUGAGGAUGAGGAAUUAUACAGUUUAAUCCAUAGCAUGCUCUUCUCAAGAUUUAUUACAAAUAAAAUGAAAAAGAAAGAAAAAAAUUGUGUUUCCUCUAUCUGUUCCAGGUGAGGCUAUUACAAGUGACCCAGCAACAAAGUUUUUUACAUUUUGUACAUAAUUUCUAUAAAACUCUGCUUAAUACUGGUCAAACACGUAUUACUCCCGUAGACUCUCGUUGGGAAAAGCAAGCGCUUGUCAGAGAAAUGUCGAACUGCAAUAGUUGUUAAAAUAGAAUUGGUCAGAAACACUUUAAGGGCGGGUCUUACCGAAUGGUCAGUUAGACAAAUGCCUCUUUAUGAAUAAUCUGUUGCUGUUUUCUUGCUUUCUUUCUUUUGUUUUUUGUUUUUUUGUUUGUUUUUUACAACCUUGCCAUUUUAAUCUUUGCAAGAAGACUUCUAUAUUUUUAUAGAAUCUGUUUAACCUUAGUGUCAAAGCUAGCAUACUACUAGGCCUACAUGUAACCUACUCACCUUUCCUGCACUGAUUGUGCAGGAAAGUGCUGAAUAAAUUUAAAGUCAACAUGAAACAGCAUUUACAAUGAAUUUUACUCACUUUAUGUGACAUGAUUUUGAGUGAACAAGGAUAUUCAAAGAGAAAAAAGUGGGGCAGUACUUUAUUUUAUCCAUUAGGAAUUGAUUGGGUCAUGAAAAGGGGGUGUUCCCCUUUGCAUACCAGAAUGGAGCCAAGUAAUUGAAGAGAGGUUGAAAAAUAAGGGGGCUUAGUGACAUCAGCCGAAAGGUAAAUUAGUGUCAGACUCAGAGGCGGAGAGAGAAUUACAUUUUGAUGAAAGAUCGCAGACGAAUAUUUCCUUUGGAAUAAUGUGGAUGGAUUAAUUGUUCUCAAAAAGACCAGGAAUGUGCAUUAAAGGUGCACUCAGUAAUUUUUUCCUCAUGUAAAAAGUUUUACUUUAAAGAAAUUAAUUGUAAUUUUGAAACGUAUGUAUAAAAUCAUGAGAACACACAUGAGAUUGAGGCUCCAGUCAUAUAAGUAAAAGCUGUUUUAUUCUACAUGGAGAGGGUCUCCUUAUGGGGGCUGCCAUGUUAGAAGCACUUGACCAUAUGAUUACUACUACCAUAUAAUUACGUUAUUAGACAUGUUCACUCAGGGAUUAAAUUAAUCCUGGCUGACUGUGAAUUGUGAACUUCUGCAAUGGCAUCGACAACUGAAAACUAUUGCGUUUGAAUAAUGCUGCAUCCAAGCCACAAAGUGUCAGUGUAAGACCAAGAUGACAUAUUUAAAAAACUGCUGAGUGCGUCUUUAAGAAAGUACUGUAUUCAUGUUGACUUUAAUAUGGUUAAAUGGAGCACAGAGGACUUAAUUAUUAGUAUCAGAUUUGCCAAAACAUUAAUAAACAAGAGGUGUCUGUAGAACUAUGUGAAUGACAGUAACAGAUUACAUGCAGGCCUGGAAAUUGCUUUGUAGGGAAGAUGACAAUGAAUGUGUGUUGCCAUAUUGGACUACUGGUUGAUGUAAAUAAUUUUUCUCACUACCCUUCUUGUCUGACUCACUGUGUGUUACAUGUAUAUAUAGCCUAUGAACACAGUAUACAAUUUAGACAGUUUGGUACCAAUCAAAUAAUUCAUUAGGUCAAUCAACAUUUCAAUUUUAUCUCUAUGCGAGCUAAAAUACUUGUGUACUUGUUACAACUGAACAAUAACAGGUUAAAUCUUAAAUAAUUUAGUAAAACACUUUAUGUUUGACCCUUUACAGUAUCUGUCUGUUUUUGUCUCCUUGUGAUGUCCCUAUAUGGAGAGAGAAAUGACUCAGAGAUGGUACAUACUGUAUUUCAAUAUUUCUGUUGUUUCAGUGACAGUAAUAAAGUUUUCA
Molecule: messenger RNA, 7912 nt
Organism: Myxocyprinus asiaticus (Chinese sucker)
Lineage: Eukaryota; Metazoa; Chordata; Actinopteri; Cypriniformes; Catostomidae
Product: hepatocyte growth factor receptor-like
Exons: 21
Coding region: 131-4282 (1383 amino acids)
Biological process (GO): multicellular organism development; phagocytosis; positive regulation of kinase activity
Cellular component (GO): membrane; signaling receptor complex
Molecular function (GO): transmembrane receptor protein tyrosine kinase activity; protein binding; ATP binding
Source: RefSeq, a predicted model, not a curated record